AUGAAUAACAGUCUGCUGAUUGAAGUUUUUGCUCGUAUUUUAUUCAGCUUCACCCACGGCGUGACAGAGCAUUACGACCCUGAUGAGCCUGAAGCGGAGACCUUUGGAUAUAACGAUAGCUUGAGCGGUGAGGGUCGAAAGUGGAAUUGUUAUCCCGUUGAUAAACCCAUUUGUCAGGAAUAUUCACCACCAUCGGACGACUAUUAUGAUCUCUUGUCAGUUGGUAAUCCUCGAGUUAGAAAUCUGGUCAUCGGCGCGAGCUCACCAGAUGAAGAUGGAGACGAUCGGCAAAAUGAAGAUGACGACAUGGCUUGGAAGCGAUUCAGACCAUCCGUUCUUUGUACAGUUUGUCUAUCAAUGUACAUCGGCGCAUUAAUUUCACUUUUAACACCUGCCAUCAUUAGCCUUUUUUACGUCACGAUGGCUUACGUCUCCUACGAAACGACACACAACUGCCAAUUUCACCCGGCGGAGACAAUCCUGGUCAAAAUACAGUGGAUCAGAACACUGUCUGACGUGAUAGGUGUUGCAUUUAAUAACAAAGUCAUGUCUCAAGAUAAAUUGCGUGAACCUGGCCAUUUUCCACCUAGUUUGAGCUCUUAUCUAUCAGAUCCAGCUCCUUGGGGAAGUUUUCGCACUCCUCGCCGCGAGAGACUAAUGGCUGAUAUUGUCAUUAUAAGUAUGUUGUAUGAGUCAAUCGGCCUCGUGUCUGUUAAUGGCGUUUUCUUCUUGUAUCAACUUAUUUACGUGGAAAACGAAUCCUUUGCAAAUUUGCUUAUAUCGUUCGCCAUCCAAACAUCGAUUUUACUGGUGAUUGAGUGGUUUUUCACUAGCGUAUCUCUUGCGAUAGAAACUCACUAUCAGAACAUGGCCGUCAUGGCUGUUUGGCGAAAAAGAUGGAAAAGACAUGUACUUGUAGCAAUUGUUAAUGCAGUUCCCUUAGCAUUGUGGUCCAGCGGGUGUGUCCUAGAAAUUUUACACGGGUGGUUUAGUGAAACUAACCAUCCUUGCAAAAUGCCGUUUUCUUGA
Pocillopora damicornis (cauliflower coral) is the source of this 1029-nucleotide messenger RNA. RefSeq lists its product as uncharacterized. The record is from RefSeq and is a predicted model, not a curated record. Lineage: Eukaryota; Metazoa; Cnidaria; Anthozoa; Scleractinia; Pocilloporidae.